CGAUACUGUACUGCUAUGUUUACAUUUGCAAUUGUUUGGUUCUAUGUUUAUACUGCUUAGGUGAAAAUUAGAUGUUAUGUUUUGUGUUUGCUGAUGUGGCAUUCGAGAGGCAUUGAUAAUUAAAAGCAUAUCGCCAAAUCCAAGGUAUAGACAAACUAAAGCCAAAUCAAAUGGGCAAAACAGCUCGGGUUGUGAUGUGUGGCUUAAGAAAAGUUGGAAAAACAGCAGUACUUGAACAACUAAUUUAUGGAAACAUUUCAAAAUCCACUGAGUUGCAUUCAACAAUAGAAGACAUAUAUGUAGCCAAUAUUGAAACAGAUCGUGGUACAAGAGAAAAGGUCCGGUUCUAUGAUAUAUGUGGCUUAGAUCAACCACUUCCAAACAGUCCAGCAUCACGAGAUCAACCGCAGUUGCCACGACAGUAUUUUGGACUUGCAGAUGGCUAUGUUUUAGUCUAUGAUACUGACAGACCAGAGUCUCUUGAUGCCCUGAUUGCAUUAAAAAAGGAUAUAGACAGGAACAGAGAAAAGAAAGAGAUGGUGCUAGUAGUUAUUGGAAAUAGAAUUAAACAGUCAGAAGUUGGCAAUCUAGAGAAUACUGCCAGUAAGGCAGCUCACUGGGCUGCAAGGGAGAAAAUAAAGCAUUUUGAAGUGAAUGCCAUGGAUAGGAGCACUCUGUUUGAACCUUUCGUGUACCUUACAUCAAGACUUUGUGUCACAGGUUUUCAUGCAACAGGAUUGUCUUGA
This is a messenger RNA of Schistocerca americana (American grasshopper), 746 nucleotides long. RefSeq names its product NF-kappa-B inhibitor-interacting Ras-like protein 2 (gene kappaB-Ras). The record is from RefSeq and is a predicted model, not a curated record. NCBI's taxonomy places the organism in Eukaryota, Metazoa, Arthropoda, Insecta, Orthoptera, Acrididae. The transcript is spliced from 5 exons. Bases 171 to 746 code for a protein of 191 amino acids. Gene Ontology annotation, biological process: canonical NF-kappaB signal transduction. Gene Ontology annotation, molecular function: GTPase activity; GTP binding.